CCGGCGUCGGACGCACCAUGGUCACGCUGCGCGCUCUGCUGGCGCUCGCGCACGUGCUGCUGACGGCCGCGGCGCCAACGCCGCCCGAGACCGAGCACCGGCGCUGGGCGGACGCCGCGUUCGAGCUGACCACGGCGCUGAACUGCUCGGACGCCGUGGUAACGUCGGCCGCGCGCUGCGACCGGCUGAAGCUCAUCAGCCGGCAGCGGGCGGCCGUGUACCUGGCCGAGCGGCCCGCCGGCACGCAGCUGGUCUCGCUGCUGCCCGACGGCGAGCUGACGGCCGUCGGCGACGUCGACGCAGUGCUCGUCAUCGACCCGUUCCCGGACGCGUCUUGGGGCCACCUGGUCACCGUGUUCACCGUGGAGCGGCACCACAAGGCCGGCAAGUGCGGCCCCUUCGGCGGCGUCAGACUAGAAACGGGCGAGUGCAUCUCGCGAGCCGUCAAGACGCGCUGCCUCAACAAGCUUGAGACGCAGUACCACCUGGACGACGUGGCCGUCCGCUGCCAGCUCAACUUCCUGCCGGAGGUGCGCGUGCGGCCGCCGGCGCUGCCACCUAGCGGCGGCCCGGCGAAUCUGCUGACGUGUCGGCCGCUGCCCGGAUUCGGGCUGUGUCCGCGCCUGCGCCCCCUGGCGGAGACCAGUACACUGCUCUGCGACCCGAGCAGUGACAACCACCACCGCUGUGACACGACCCACUUCGUGGAGACCAGGUGCCGCCUCUUCGAGACGUGCGACCAGGCCGUGCUGCUGUCUGGCGGCUGGAACCGGCUGCACAGCGACCAGCGCAGCAGGAUCAACAUGCUGCACAUGUACCGCAUGCUGCACCACACCGGCUUCCACAAGCACAACAUCAAGGUGUUCUUCGCCAACGGCCACGACAACACGGAUGGCAGCGAUGAAGCCUACCCGCGCACCUAUCUGCACGCGUCGGCGAUGAAGCUGGGUCUGCGCUACCACCUGCGGAAGAUGUGCGCCGAGCCGCACUGCGUCGACUCGCUGGUGGUGUACCUGAACUCGCCGGCGGCCAACGACGGGUCGGCGCUGCUCUGGGACGCUGACGGCGACGGCAUCGCGUCGCACCACGAGCGGUACCGUGUCUCGGAGCUGCUCUCGGACCUGGAGUCGUGCGCCGCGCGCCAGGUGCUCCUGCUCGUCGACCAGAGCUUCUCUGGCCGCGUGGUGCGCGCCAUAGCCAACUCGCCCAACCACGCCAACGUGCAGGUGGCGAGCGCCGGCAGCGCCGACGAGUACAGCUGGGGCGGCGAGUUCACGCGCGUGUGGAGCGCCACCAACCACUCGCGCGCCUGCACCUCACAUAUCAGCAAGUCGCUGCGGUCAGCCGUAUUCCGCUCGCACCCGGAGAGCGCCUCCGGCCCGGAGGUGCCGCCGGCGCUGACGCUGUUCGGCGCGCCCUGCGACAUCACGCCGGCGCUGACGGCCGCCGAGCUCAACAAGAGCUACCGCGGCUGCCAGAACCUGCCCAUUACCGUGUGGUUCCGCGGGCGCGUCGGCCGGCCGGCGGCCGCCUCGCUCGAGCAGCUGGUUCAGGAGGCGGCCACCAGACGCAGCCGACCACCGGAGCACCCGUAG
Pollicipes pollicipes is the source of this 1595-nucleotide messenger RNA. RefSeq lists its product as uncharacterized. The record is from RefSeq and is a predicted model, not a curated record. The transcript has 7 exons. The coding region runs from base 18 to 1595 and encodes 525 amino acids. Lineage: Eukaryota; Metazoa; Arthropoda; Thecostraca; Pollicipedomorpha; Pollicipedidae.